Messenger RNA from Emiliania huxleyi CCMP1516, 303 nucleotides. RefSeq lists its product as hypothetical. The transcript has a single exon. Lineage: Eukaryota; Haptophyta; Isochrysidales; Noelaerhabdaceae. The record is from RefSeq and is a predicted model, not a curated record. The coding region runs from base 1 to 303 and encodes 100 amino acids.
AUGCGCCCGAUGGGCGGCAUGGCUCCGAUGGGAGGUGUGGGCGGCGCGAUGGGCGCGAUGGGCGGCAUGGGCGGGGUGGGCGGGAUGGGCGGGAUGGGCGGGAUGGGCGGCGGCGCGCCCAUGGGCGGCAUGGGCGGCAUGCCCCCGCCGGGCAUGUGCGGGCAGAUGGGCCAGAUGGGAGGCGGCUGCGCUCCCAACCCGCUCAUGCACGGGAUGCCCGGCGCGAUGAGCAUGGGCAGUGGCGCGUCGGGCGGCGCCUCGGCGGCGCGGCGCAGUGUCUCUCUCUCACGACUGGCGCUGUGA